Molecule: messenger RNA, 1243 nt
Organism: Ficedula albicollis (Collared flycatcher)
Lineage: Eukaryota; Metazoa; Chordata; Aves; Passeriformes; Muscicapidae
Gene: VGLL2
Product: vestigial like family member 2
Exons: 6
Coding region: 270-1199 (309 amino acids)
Biological process (GO): regulation of transcription by RNA polymerase II
Cellular component (GO): nucleus
Source: RefSeq, a predicted model, not a curated record
CCGCGGCUGAAAUUCCCCCGGCGGCCGGGGAGCCCCUCCAGUCCCGGCGUAUUUGCGGGAGGGAGCCACGCUAUAGGAAGGGCGGAAGACAGGGAAAGAAGGCAGGGAGGGGGUGCCAGCACAGCCCAGAGCGGCCUCAUCCCCACUCACUCCUCCCACCAAUGCGUGGUGCCUCUUAACCCCUGGGAACCUCCCUCCCCCAAAGCAUUACUCCACUUUGCAGAACACGAGUUGAUGAGAAAAAAAAUACUUCUCGGCCGCUGCCAGCCAUGAGCUGUUUGGAUGUUAUGUACCAAGUCUACGGUCCUCCCCAGCCCUACCUCGCAGCAGCCUACAGCCCCUACCACCAGAAACUAGCCUUUUACUCCAAAAUGCAGGAAGCCCCGGAGAGCGGCAGCAGCGCCAGCGCCGGCAGCUCCUUCUCCAGCCACCCCGCGGCCAGCAUCAAGGAGGAGGACUGCAGCCCCGAGAAGGAGCGACCCCCUGAGGCCGAGUACAUCAGCUCCCGCUGCGUCCUCUUCACCUACUUCCAGGGGGACAUCAGCGCCGUGGUGGAUGAGCACUUCAGCCGGGCGCUCAGCCAGCCCAGCAGCUUUUCCCUCGGCAGCGCGAAGGCGGCGCGGAACGCGGGCUCCUGGCGGGAUGGUUCCUUCCCGAUGAGCCAGCGCAUCUUCCCCGCCUCCUUCUGGAACAGCACGUACCAGCCCUCCUCGGUCCCGGCCAGCCUGAGCAGCCCCCUGGCAGCCGCCGCCCACAGCGAGCUGCCCUUCUCUGCCGCCGACCCCUACGCGCCCGCCUCUCUGCACGGCCACCUGCACCAGGGCGGCCCCGAGCCCUGGCACCACGCGCACCACCACCACCACCACCACCACCACCACCCCUACAUCGGGACGCAGGGCACGGCCUACCCCCGCCCCGCCGCCAUGCACGAGGUCUACGGGCCCCACUUCGACCCCCGCUACGGCUCGCUGCUGGUCCCCCCCCCCCCCCCCCGCCCGCACCGCCUCACCCCCGCCUCCGUGUCCACGCCGGUCAGCCCCCCCUGCGAACUGGGCAAGAGCGAAGCGGGCGCUGCUGCGGCCUGGACGACACCGGGCCCCUUCCCCAACGCAACAGGAGACAUGGCUCAGAGCAUUGGCCUCAACGUGGACACAGGUUUGCAACCUCAGGACAAAAGCAAGGAUCUGUACUGGUUUUAGAGCUGUCCUUCACUCUUCUUCCCUUGGCUCUUCCCUCUAGCUCU